UGAAGGUCUUUACUCAUCAGUAGAUGAUUGACGCUUCAACAGGUGACUGAGUUGUCCGUGCAAUAUCAGAAUGCUCCUAGUGGUAUGAGAGCUGGUCCCCUGGGUUUACAGUCGACCCUCCGUGCUUCCUUCUUUUCCUGCCCUGCUUCUCACUGUCCACAUGCAGGCGAAGAAGCGAUACCUGCUGGUAUCUGUGGGGGCCUGUAGCCUGCUACUAGCCUACCUGUGUGGCCUACAAAUCGGUGAGUUCCACAACCAGAACCAUGCCGAGCUUUACGGAGUCUCACAGAUCGCCGGUGUCCCACCUCGGCCGCCCCGCUGGCCGGAAUGGGUGGAUCCUCCCCUGCAGACAUACCUUGGUGAGGCCGAGCAGGAAGAGGACGGACCCCUGCUUCUUCAUCAACACACGUCUCCUCGCGAGAGACGAGAAAUACAGAAGAACAUCUACAAGAGCCGGCGAUGUCGCAUGGAGACCUGCUUCGAUUUCCAGCGCUGCGAACGGGGGUUUAAAAUCUACGUGUAUCCGCCUCAGAAAGGUGAAGCGCCCUCGGAAAGCUACCAGAAGAUUCUGGCAGCCAUCGAGGAAUCGCGGUUCUACACAACGGACCCUAAUGAGGCCUGUCUGUUUGUAUUGAGUAUAGACACCCUAGACAGGGACCAGCUGUCCUCUCAGUAUGUACAUAACGUCCGAGCCCGAAUUCAAAGCCUCCCUCUGUGGUACGAAGGGAGGAACCAUCUGAUUUUUAACUUGUACUCUGGAACGUGGCCUGAUUAUACGGAGGAACUAGGCUUCGAUAUCGGCCAAGCCAUGCUGGCCAAGGCCAGCACCGACAUGGACAACUUUAGACCGCGCUUUGAUGUGUCCAUCCCUUUGUUUUCAAAAGACCAUCCUCAGAAAGGAGGGAGCAAAGGUUAUCUGAAUCUUAACAAUGUCCCUCCCUUACGGAAAUACUUGCUGGUCUUCAAAGGGAAGAGGUAUCUAACUGGCAUCGGUUCUGAAACCAGAAAUGCUUUAUAUCAUAUACAUAAUGGGGAUGAUAUAAUUUUAUUGACUACCUGCAAACACGGGAAAGACUGGGAGAAACAUAAGGAUGCAAGGUGCGACAGAGACAAUGAAGAAUACACAAAGUUUGAUUAUCAAGAGCUGCUACACAACUCCAGUUUUUGCCUUGUUCCUCGGGGCAGGCGGCUCGGGUCCUUCCGCUUUCUAGAGGCCCUGCAGGUUGGUGACUCUGAAGUUUGCUUGUCUAAAGCUCUGUCACGCCAUGCUUCCUUUCAUAACAGGUUUGAUUAUCAAGAGCUGCUACACAACUCCAGUUUUUGCCUUGUUCCUCGGGGCAGGCGGCUCGGGUCCUUCCGCUUUCUAGAGGCCCUGCAGGUGUUUUUGAUUGGCCUGAAUGUUUUUAGGGCUCAGCCGUUUGGAGCCCUGAGGUUGCACUACCCUGACGUAGAAGUUAUUGAUAUUGACAUUCUGUCAUCUUUUCAAAAACACCCAGAGAAGAUUCUUAUAUUGGAGAGGAGAGGUAAGAGUCCGUCUCAGGAGUUUACAGCCAUCAUUCAAGUGGUCACACCUCUACAGUCCCAACAGCAGCCCAUAUUCAAACUGAUCCAUGCGGUCGCCAAGUCCAAGUUCUGUGCGCAGAUUUUAGUGCUGUGGAACUAUGAGAAGCCUCCACCACCUAGAAACAAGUGGCCCUCCAUCACAACACUCUUCUCUAUCAUUGAGGGCAAAAGAAAGACGAUGAGUGGACGUUUUUUCCCUCAUCAAGCUAUCAAAACUGAUGCAGUUCUCAGCCUGGACGAGGACUCGGUUCUGUCCACCAAUGAGGUGGAUUUCGCCUUCAUCGUUUGGCAAAGUUUUCCAGAUCGGAUCGUAGGCUACCCAGCACGCAGCCAUUACUGGGACAGCGGGAAGGGAAGGUGGGGUUAUACCUCUAAAUGGACCAAUGAAUACUCCAUGGUGCUCACAGGAGCUGCGUUCUACCACAGGUAUUAUCAUCACUUGUACACAUACUACCUGCCGACGUCUCUGCUGUCAACGGUGGACCAGUUGGCCAACUGUGAGGACAUCCUAAUGAAUUUCCUCAUCUCCGCAGUAACCAAACUCUCGCCAAUCAAAGUCACACAGAAAAAACAGUACAAGGAGACCAUGAUGCAGCAGGGCUCUAAGGCGUCUCGAUGGGCCGACCCAGACCACUUUGCACAGCGUCAGUCCUGCAUGAACUCUUUCACGAGCUGGUUCGGCUUCAUGCCUCUCCUUCACUCUCAGUUGCGUCUGGAUCCCGUCCUCUUCAAAGACCAGGUCUCUAUCCUACGCAAGAAAUACAGAGACAUUGAGAGGUUGUGAGGGGCGAAUCCCUCCCAAACUCCGCUGAACUCAUCCGGACAUCCCCUAACAGACCUGCAGUGUUCAGUUCACCUGGACUCAUUAGAGACCAGAUACAAAUACAAUAUAUUCCAUCUACAGAAUAAAUGAUAACAAAAUAUGCAACAUUGAAUGAUUUUAUCUGCGGCCGAAGAUUUCGUGGCAAGCAUUUGCUCAGAAUAGGGCCGGCUCCUUGCGUGUUUGAAUUUGUUGUUGUCGUCGGUGUUGUUGUCUGCGAGGGCCGUAGCCGCUGCACAUUUAUGAACAAGAGGCAAAAGAGGCGUGUGAAUGGAUGAAAACAGCUCAACGAGUCACCUAUGCCUGCAAUAUGUAUUUUAAUUUCAAUUA
This is a messenger RNA of Sinocyclocheilus anshuiensis, 2713 nucleotides long. Its product is annotated as exostosin-1. The transcript is spliced from 11 exons. Gene Ontology annotation, molecular function: glycosyltransferase activity. The record is from RefSeq and is a predicted model, not a curated record. The coding region runs from base 161 to 2347 and encodes 728 amino acids. NCBI's taxonomy places the organism in Eukaryota, Metazoa, Chordata, Actinopteri, Cypriniformes, Cyprinidae. Gene Ontology annotation, cellular component: membrane.